UCCCCCCACCCCAUGCUUAGAAUGGCCAAUGGAAAGGGAGAAGGUGAAGAAAGCCGCAGAUCACUGUCGUCAGAUCUUAAAUUAUGUAAAUCAGGCUGUCAAGGAGGCAGAAAACAAACAGCGUUUAGAAGACUAUCAGCGUCGUCUGGAUACCUCCAAUCUGAAGUUGUCAGAGUACCCAAACGUGGAAGAGCUCAGGAAUUUGGAUUUAACAAAAAGGAAGAUGAUCCACGAAGGGCCAUUGGUCUGGAAGGUGAAUCGAGAUAAAACUAUUGAUCUAUACACAUUGCUGCUCGAAGACAUUCUUGUAUUGUUACAAAAGCAGGAUGACAGACUGGUGUUAAGAUGUCAUAGUAAGAUUCUGGCGUCUACCGCUGAUAGCAAACACACAUUUAGCCCUGUCAUUAAGUUGAAUACAGUGUUGGUUCGACAAGUGGCAACAGAUAACAAAGCUUUAUUUGUCAUCUCCAUGUCAGACAAUGGAGCCCAAAUUUAUGAACUGGUGGCACAGACUGUUUCCGAAAAGACCGUCUGGCAAGACCUCAUCUGUCGGAUGGCUGCAUCCGUGAAGGAACAGUCUGCAAAGCCAAUCCCAUUGCCACAGUCACCACCUUGCGAAGGAGACAACGAUGAAGAAGCAGCUCCCAAGUUAAAAGUGGAACAUCACAGCAUUUCGGUCCCUGGUCUACAGAGUCCAGACAGAGAUUUGGGAUUAGAGUCUCCCUUAAUAUCGUCAAAACCUCAGUCUCAUUCACUCGGUACCUCUGGGAAAUCCGAGGUAGAUGAUCUGUUUGUGGCUGAGAGACAGUUUGCUAAGGAGCAGCAUGCAGAUGGGACUCUGCAGGAAGCUGGAGCAAGUUAUCAGAUCACAACCCCAGACCCACACUUGCCUGCCUCAGAAGAACGGUGGGCAUUGGAUGCACUAAGGAAUUGUAAGUCUUACUCAUAAGUUAACCCAGAUCCUUGCCAAGUACCAGGGUUGUGUCGUGUACUGUGCAGCCGCUUAGGGAGAACCCAAGGAAGUGGGAACUCUGACCUCUCCCUUAAAGAAUUUUACCAUCUAGUUGGGAAGAUGAUAGAAAACCUCCCCCUUUUUAAAGUAACCAGUACAGGUAUAUGUCAGAAUUGAUCUGGUUGGGGUGACCUCUGGAGAGGGAAUCGUCAGGAGACAAGAGGGAGGUGAUUAUUGCCUUGAAGAAUGGGUAAGACUCAGACAGGUAUGUAGAGAAUAUGCAGGUAAGAAGAAUGGUAGGACCCGAAGUGCAGAGGCAGGAGGCCCCAAGGGUGCUCCGAGAGCCGCGAGCAGACCACGUUAGUGCAAGGUGUGGGAGAGAAGUUUGGAAAGGUAGGAGACGGGAUGCUGAGGCCAGCCGCUGGGAACCCUGAAUACCACAUUGAGUCCUCUGGAUUUUAAGGAUGGCACAGCACACAGGGCACCUGGGUGGCUCAG
This is a messenger RNA of Leptonychotes weddellii (Weddell seal), 1450 nucleotides long. NCBI's taxonomy places the organism in Eukaryota, Metazoa, Chordata, Mammalia, Carnivora, Phocidae. The record is from RefSeq and is a predicted model, not a curated record.